This is a messenger RNA of Lates calcarifer (barramundi perch), 655 nucleotides long. RefSeq names its product transcription factor IIIB 90 kDa subunit. Gene Ontology annotation, biological process: transcription by RNA polymerase III; transcription preinitiation complex assembly; DNA-templated transcription initiation. Lineage: Eukaryota; Metazoa; Chordata; Actinopteri; Centropomidae. Gene Ontology annotation, molecular function: RNA polymerase III type 3 promoter sequence-specific DNA binding; RNA polymerase III general transcription initiation factor activity. Gene Ontology annotation, cellular component: transcription factor TFIIIB complex; nucleus; transcription preinitiation complex. The record is from RefSeq and is a predicted model, not a curated record. The transcript has 3 exons. The coding region runs from base 301 to 567 and encodes 88 amino acids.
CUCGCCCGGGUCUCCCUAGCAUCAAACGCACAUGUUGGGUGUGUUGUGCGGAGGAUUGCGCCGCUAUUACAGCAUUUAGCGAACCUGUGAGGGCUGUCACGCUGCUGUUUCCUCUGCACACAGCACAGACACAAUGAAAUAAGUCUGUCAGUCACCGAGGAACACCUGGAAAAUCAGAGUUACCGCAGGAAACACGCACAGGUGUGCGGCGAGGAGGCUGACACGCGACUCAGCGUGGCUGCAGGCGGCUACUGUCGGACUCCACCGGGCUGAAGGCCUCGAGGCUUCCCGAGCGACGCCAUGAGCUCCAAGGUGUGUAAGAACUGCGGCAGCUCGGACAUCGAUGUGGACCAGGCGCGUGGCGAUGCGGUCUGUAUGGGCUGCGGCUCCGUGCUGGAGGACAACAUCAUCGUGUCCGAGGUGGAGUUCGUAGAGACGGGAGGCGGAGGGUCGCUGGCUGUCGGGCAAUUCGUCUCUGCAGAAGCUGGAGCUAAACAUCCCUCCUUUGGAGAUGUGCACUUCACAGGGAGGGAGUCCCGAGCUCAGACGCUGCAGAAAGGUGAGUGACCAGCAGGGGGCGCCACACACCAACAUUAAAGUCUGUAAGAGCAUCUGCUGCACAUUUAAACAGCUGUUUGUUCUUUUUCAUGGUGAC